GGCGGCUCCCCCCGCCGUGGGUGCGAGUGGUUCGCUCCGCCCCUCCCUCCCCGCGGGUGGCGGUGGCGCGCUCCGCGCCUGGCGCUCGUUGCGGAACUGGCCGGGCGGCGCAGAGCGCUGAGGCGGCGGCGGCGGUAGCGGGGCAGGUUGGACUUGCCAGACGAUUCCAAGCAGAUUCUGUUCCCCAAGGCAGUCGAUCACGGCUGGCUGGAUAACUGACCACUGGAUCGAUGAACAGAAAUUCACUGAGAUGACAUAGGGAGGGGUGUCAAGGACAAUGGUGCAGAAAAAGAAAACCUGCCCUCGGUUACUUGACUAUCUUGUGAUCAUUGGAGCCAGGCAGCCAAGUAGUGAUAGUGUUGCUCAGACUCCUGAACUGCUGCGACGUUACCCUCUAGAAGACCACGUGGACUUUCCCCUACCACCUGAUGUUGUGUUCUUCUGCCAGCCAGAAGGAUGCCUGAGCAUGCGGCAAAAACGCAUGAGCUUCCGUGAUGACACUUCCUUUGUCUUCACGCUCACAGACAAGGAUACAGGUGUCAUUCGCUAUGGAAUCUGUGUCAACUUCUACCGUUCCUUCCAGAAGCGAGUACCCAAGGAGAAGGGAGAAGGCACGGGGGGCCAUCGAGCUCGGGAGGGACAGAAAUCCACCAAAUCUGGGGACGCAUCUGCACCCCAAGAGGAAGUGGGUACUGAGAGUUCUGAGAGUGGUUCUUCCCUGCAAGCUCCAAGUACAGAGUCUACUCCAGAUGUGAAUCGAUCACCGCGCAGUAAGCGCCUGGCCAAAGGCAGCCAUCGCUCUCGGAACAGCACUCUGACUUCUCUGUGCAUCCUUAGUCAUUAUCCCUUCUUUUCCACCUUUCGUGAGUGUCUGUACACCCUCAAGAGACUUGUGGACUGCUGUAGUGAGAGAUUGUUGGGCAAGAAGUUGGGGAUUCCUCGUGGGGUGCAGAGGGAUACAAUGUGGCGGAUUUUCACAGGCUCCCUCCUGGUGGAAGAAAAGUCUAGUGUGUUGCUACAUGACUUGCGGGAGAUUGAAGCCUGGAUAUACCGGUUGCUCCGCUCGCCAAUGCCUGUCGCUGGUCAGAAGCGGGUGGAUGUGGAAGUCUUGCCACAUGAAUUGCAGCCAGCUUUGACCUUUGCUCUUCCUGAUCCAUCCCGCUUCACCUUGGUGGAUUUCCCUUUACAUCUGCCUUUGGAGUUGUUGGGAGUGGAUGCCUGCCUGCAGGUGCUGACCUGCAUCCUUCUGGAGCACAAGGUUGUAUUGCAGUCCCGAGAUUAUAAUGCACUCUCAAUGUCUGUGAUGGCCUUUGUGGCUAUGAUCUACCCGUUAGAGUACAUGUUCCCAGUGAUCCCUCUGCUUCCCACCUGCAUGGCCUCUGCAGAACAGUUGCUUCUAGCCCCUACACCUUAUAUCAUUGGUGUUCCAGCAAGUUUCUUCCUUUAUAAACUGGAUUUUAAAAUGCCUGACGAUGUAUGGCUGAUUGACCUGGAUACCAAUAGGGUGAUCGUUCCUACAAAUGCAGAAUCUUUGCCAGCACUGCCAGAACCAGAAGCUUCAGAGCUGAAAAAACAUCUGAAACAGUGUCUGGUUAGCAUGACUGCAAUCACUCAGAAACAGCUGCUCACUCCUGACAAAAAGGCACUGGCCAGCAUGAGUCUGAAUACUCAGCCCAUUCUUAAUCUAGAGAAGUUCCACGAGGGGCAGGAAGUGUCACUGCUGCUGGGAAGACCGCAGAAUGAUUUGCAGUCUACUCCCUCCACAGAAUUCAACCCUCUGAUCUAUGGAAAUGACGUGGACUCUGUGGAUGUGGCUACCAGGGUUGCUAUGGUGAGAUUCUUCAACUCGCCCAAUGUUUUGCAAGGUUUCCAGAUGCAUACUCGCACUCUUCGUCUCUUCCCACGACCAGUGGUGGCCUUCCAGGCAAAUUCUUUUCUUGCCUCUAGGCCGAAGCAAACACCUUUUGCAGAUAAGCUUUCCAGGACACAGGCAGUAGAGUACUUUGGAGAAUGGUCACUCAACCCUACUAACUAUGCUUUCCAAAGAAUUCAUAACAACAUGUUUGACCCAGCACUGAUUGGUGACAAACCAAAGUGGUAUGCUCACCAGCUGCAGCCCAUCCACUAUCGUGUCUAUGACAGUAAUUCACAGCUGGCUGAAGCGCUGAAUGUUCCAGCAGAGAAAGAAACAGAUUCUGAUCCCACUGAUGACAGCAGUGGCAGUGACAGUGUCGACUAUGAUGACUCGAGUUCUUCCUACUCCUCCCUCGGGGACUUUGUCAGUGAGAUGAUGAAAUGUGACAUUAAUGGCGAUACCCCAAAUGUUGACCCCCUGACUCACGCAGCCCUUGGUGAUGCUAGUGAAGUGGAGUUUGAUGAUUUUCAAGAAUAUUCAGGGGAUCUGGAUGAACAGGCCAUGGACAGUGAAAACUCCCAAGAAAACAACCAGCCUCGUUCAAGUUCCAGUACUACAGCCAGUAGCAGCCCCAGCACUGUCAUCCAUGGAGUGAAUCAUUUGUAUGUAACGCAAAUUAGCGAACAGAUCAAUGAUUUGACUGGUCCACAGGAGUCAGCAGAUACAGCAGAAAUUGAAGAGAAGUUGGUUGCUGGAUUUUCAAACCACCUCCCUUCCUUGCCACUGCAACCAAGCUUUCCCAAGAUAAGCUUGGAUCGUGGUGAGAGCGACGGUGCAGCUGGCAGCACGAGCUCCUCGGAAGGGGUGCUGAGGAAGCGGGAGUAUGACAAUCCAUACUUUGAACCACAGUAUGGUUUUCCUACGGAAGAUGAAGAUGAUGAGCAGGAAGAGAGCUACACCCCAAGAUUUAACCAGAAUCUCAAUGGAAGCAGGUCUCAGAAGUUACUCCGUCCAAACAGUUUAAAACUGGCCAAUGAUUCUGAUGCAGAUUCAGAUUCCAGGGCCAGCUCCCCAAACUCUACUGUCUCCAACAACAGCAGUGAAGGUUUUGGGGGCAUCAUGUCUUUUGCAAGCAGCCUGUACAGAAACCACAGCACAAGUUUCAGUCUGUCCAACUUAGCCCUACCAACCAAAGUUGGGAGAGACAAGAGUACUCCCUUUCCCAGCCUGAAAGAUUACUUUAAUCUGGAAGUGGGAAGGGAUGUGAAUGAAGUAUUUGGGUUAAAUACUAUAAUGGAGAUUAUUACUGAAGCUGGCCCAGUAAGCAAUGAAGGAAACAGGCGAGCCCUUGUGGAUCAAAAGUCUUCAGUGAUUAAGCACAGCCCAACGGUGAAGAGAGAAUCUCCAUCACCUCAGGGACGAACUAGCAAUUCCAGUGAGAACCAGCAGUUCCUGAAGGAGGUGGUACACAACGUUCUCGAUGGGCAAGGUGUUGGCUGGCUGAACAUGAAGAGAGUCCGACGUCUGCUGGAGAGUGAGCAGCUCCGUGUCUUUGUACUAAGCAAGCUGAAUCGCACAAUCCAGUCGGAAGAAGAUGCUCGACAAGAUGUCAUUCAGGAUGUGGAGAUCAGCCGCAAGGUUUAUAAAGGCAUGCUGGACUUGCUGAAGUGCACAGUGUUGAGCCUGGAGCAGUCUUAUGCAAAUGCUGGCCUGGGAGGCAUGGCCAGUGUUUUUGGCCUGCUCGAGAUAGCACAUACGCACUAUUACAACAAAGAACCAGAAAAAAGAAAACGAAGUCCAACGGAUGGAUCUGUCACUCCAGUUGGCAAGGAUCCUGCGUCAUCCCCAAGAGUGGAGCCAAAACCUGCGAUGCAGCUGCCGGUACCUCAGCUAAUGCCAAAGGCACCGAGCCCUGCAGGCAAAGGGCCAAGGGAGUUUGACACAAGGAGUCUAAAGGAAGAAAAUUUUAUUGCUUCCAUUGAAUUGUGGAACAAGCACCAGGAAGUGAAAAAGCAAAAAUCUUUGGAAAAAACGAGGCCAGAAGGUGUGAAACACUUUGAUUUGGGAGAAACGGAUGAGAAGAAAUCCCAGAUCAGUGCAGACAGUGGCCUCAGUUUGGCCUCAGGUUCUCAGAAGAGCGAUUUCGACUCUGUUCCCACUGGAGGACCGGCGGUUAUGGUCCGAAGUACCAGCCAGGAUUCUGAAGUUAGCACAGUGGUUAGUAACAGUUCCGGAGAGACAUUAGGAGCAGACAGUGACUUGAGUAGCAACGCUGGUGAUGGCCCGAGUGUGGAGAAUGGUGGCAAUCUGGCAGGAUCCAGAGGCACUGUGUCAGACAGUGAAAUUGAGACAAACUCUGCUACUAGCUCUAUCUUUGCGAAGUCUCACAACCUGAAGCAGAGUGUGAAGGACAGCAAAGGCAGUACUCCAGGGAGAGGUCCAGAGGAUGGGAACCAACGUGUCUAUCUCUAUGAAGGACUUUUAGGUAGGGAUAAAGGAUCUGUCUGGGACCAGUUAGAGGAUGCUGCAAUGGAAACCUUCUCUAUGAGCAAAGAGCGUUCGACUUUGUGGGACCAGAUGCAGUUCUGGGAGGAUGCUUUUUUGGAUGCUGUGAUGCUAGAGCGAGAAGGAAUGGGGAUGGACCAGGGACCUCAGGAGAUGAUUGACAGGUAUCUUUCCUUGGGAGAACAUGAUCGAAAGCGUUUGGAGGAUGAUGAGGACCGCUUGUUGGCUACGCUGCUGCAUAAUAUGAUUGCUUACAUGCUUAUGAUAAAGGUGAAUAAGAAUGAUAUCAGGAAAAAGGUGCGUCGUCUAAUGGGAAAAUCACAUAUUGGAUUGGUGCACAGCCAGCAAAUAAAUGAUAUUCUAGACAAACUUGCUAAUCUGAAUGGACGGGAGCUCCCUGUAAGACCCAGUGGCAGCCGCCACAUCAAGAAGCAGACUUUUGUAGUACAUGCUGGGACAGACACAACAGGAGACAUAUUUUUCAUGGAGGUAUGUGAUGAUUGCAUUGUGCUGAGAAGCAACAUUGGAACUGUGUAUGAGCGGUGGUGGUAUGAGAAACUCAUCAACAUGACUUACUGUCCCAAAACAAAAGUGCUGUGCCUCUGGCGGAGGAACGGUCAGGAGACACAACUGAACAAGUUCUACACCAAGAAGUGUCGGGAAUUAUACUACUGUGUGAAAGACAGUAUGGAGCGAGCAGCAGCAAGACAGCAAAGCAUUAAACCAGGCCCUGAGUUGGGUGGUGAGUUCCCUGUGCAGGAUAUGAAAACUGGUGAAGGAGGUCUUCUUCAGGUCACACUGGAAGGAAUUAACCUGAAGUUUAUGCACAGUCAGGUUUUCAUAGAGCUGAAUCACAUUAAAAAGUGCAAUACUGUGCGAGGAGUCUUUGUCCUGGAGGAAUUUGUUCCUGAAACUAAAGAAGUGGUGAGCCACAAGUACAAGACGCCAAUGGCUCAUGAGAUCUGCUACUCCGUGCUGUGUCUCUUCUCUUAUGUGGCUGCCAUUCGUGGAAAAGAGGCAGAAAACAAAAGCAAACCACCUCGACCAGUUUCCAGUUGAUCAUGAUAUUGGGAAAUACCUACCCUUUGGCACGUUCACAUGCAGUACUCCCAUUUUUACGGCAGUUACUGGAGCUGACUUUGCUGUCUUCUAUGAGAACUUGAUUAUUUAUGUAUGACCCUGCAAGUCUUUCCCCAUAGAAAAUCCUAAGACUUCGCUACUCAGUCUCCUCCUGAAUUCAUCCUUAAUGGAGUUUUUAUAUGAGGUGUUAAUCAGACAGUUUUGAGCAUCUGCGUCCAGCUGUGACCUCCUCUGGCCAUUCCUUUGGAAUUCCUUUUUUCUUAAGAUGACUAACAGCUUGAGUUAAGUUGGGUUUUUGUUUCUAGUGGUACUUGUUACAGAUUAAUCACUUUACAACUGCAGGCAUCUGCUUUCAGAUCCUCUGGUAUGUGCACAGUGGAAGCAGUCUGGUCCUGCAUGUUGUUCAAAUCUAGUGUUUUGUUUUCCUUCUGUGUCGUUCAUUUUUACCCACCAACUUGGAGUUCUUGUCACGUAGUUCUUCAGACCCUUUUGGUAGAGAUCAACAAUUUAGCUACUGUAGUCUUAAAAUAUCAUGUGACGAUUGAAGUUUGGCUGUUAAAUUGGACCAUCUGUGGAGAUGACUGCUUCUCGAGUGGGAAAAGAAGUGGAGAGAGAAACUCUGAAGGCAGUGUAUUGUGAAGAACCCUGACACCUCAUGGCUUGUGUAGAUUUUCAAAUGGGAGUUCAGGUAACAUUUGUAGAUAUCGCAGCUGUAGAUACAUAUAAGCACUGCUGAAAGUGGUUAACUACAGGCAUUGGAAAAUGCGUAAGGAAAUGUAAACUUUGGAAAUAUAAUUGGCAGAAGCACAGGGCAGACCCAUGUCUUUUUGGGUUUGUUAACUAUACUCUACACAAGGUAUUCCUAUAGCAGUCUGCAGAACGUGUUCAGAAGCCCAAAGGAUUAUGCUGUCUCUAAAUUGUUUAAGCUAUUGCUUUUUCUCAAUCUGUACCUGUAUAUCAAGGAAUCUUGCAAAUACCAUGUUAAUAUACAAUGAAACUCCCACACUUAAAACUAUCCAUCACGUUCCUUAUUUUAAGUAGGCUGGAUAUGAAUGUUUUUUGCAUCCUGUUUUUGUUCUUGAACUGUACUGCACUUGUCUGGAAAGCUCUUGGGAUGCUGGAAGGAGAGACUGUCUAGAGAAAAUAAUGUUACAUGUAAAAUACCUGGAAAAAAUGCUCUGAUGCAUACUGAUGUAUUGUAUGUUUUGACAUAGAAUUCUGAGUAAAUGCACCCAGAAAUAACCCUGUUUUGGCUUGGUCAGGGUACCUACCGUUUUGAAUGGAAUACACUAGUAAUGGGGGAGGAAAUUAUGUAAAUAUUACAGUACCACAUCUAUUUAUAGAAACUGUACAGCGCUCUGAAUGUGAAAAUAAAAUGUCAUUCAACCAGCAA
This is a messenger RNA of Falco peregrinus (peregrine falcon), 6833 nucleotides long. It is a transcript of the gene MADD, whose product is annotated as MAP kinase activating death domain. Gene Ontology annotation, cellular component: cytosol. Gene Ontology annotation, biological process: regulation of Rab protein signal transduction; regulation of apoptotic process. The coding region runs from base 278 to 5419 and encodes 1713 amino acids. Gene Ontology annotation, molecular function: guanyl-nucleotide exchange factor activity. Lineage: Eukaryota; Metazoa; Chordata; Aves; Falconiformes; Falconidae. The transcript has 38 exons. The record is from RefSeq and is a predicted model, not a curated record.